Pelobates fuscus (common spadefoot toad) is the source of this 1771-nucleotide messenger RNA. Its product is annotated as LHFPL tetraspan subfamily member 1 protein-like. The record is from RefSeq and is a predicted model, not a curated record. Lineage: Eukaryota; Metazoa; Chordata; Amphibia; Anura; Pelobatidae. Gene Ontology annotation, cellular component: membrane. The coding region runs from base 416 to 1015 and encodes 199 amino acids. The transcript has 4 exons.
CUUGCAUAAAGAAGAUGAUUAUAAAGAGGACACAUUACACUUUCUCCAAGCGGGGGUUAAACAUUCUGCUCUGUACGUUUACAAAAAUCUUUUCAGAACCGAGCCAAAGAGAGGAGGAACUAAUAUCUACUUGAGAGAUUGCAGCUCAUGGGAGAUGGAAGAAAAUUAUGCCCCAGGAUGUUUCCAUAGCAUAAGCGUACAUUCUUUCAGGACUUAACCUCGGGGGAUAAUAUGUUACAGAGCAAAGGAACAGAUCACAGAGAAAGAUUCUUUUGUGCAACAUUCUUCUUGUUUUCAGCUACAAGCAAAGACCAAUGUUUUCAGACUGCCUCCAACUUCUCUGACAAUGCGAAGCCUUGUUCCGUGUCUUGGUAGAAGACCGAGCAAUCCCACUGGCAAAGGGCAGGUGUGAAAGAUGGCAAGCAGUCUGACUGUUGUCGGUGCCCUCUGGGCUCUCCUCUCAUUCCUCUCGGCAGCUAUUAGCUGCACCAGUUUCUUCAUGCCCUACUGGUUAUUUGGUUCUCAGAUGGGAAAACCAGUUUCCUUCAGCACCUUCCGGAGGUGUACCUACCCUGCUCAUACAGAGGAAAAAAGUCUUGUGAUGGUAGAAGAGUGUGGCAGGUAUGCUAGUUUUAGUGCCAUCCCUAGCCUGUCCUGGCAAAUCAGCACUCUGGUGACCGGUAUUGGUUGUGCUUUGUUACUGCUGGUAUCAUUGUCUGCAGUUCUUGGCUGUUGCAUCGGGGACCUCAUCUCCAGAAUGACUGGCCGGUUGCAUGGAGGAGUGCAGUUUGUUGCAGGACUUCUCAUUAGCUCAGGAUGUGCCCUGUAUCCGUUGGGGUGGAACAGCCCUGAAAUCCAGCAAGCAUGUGGCAACGCAUCCAGUCAGUUCCAAUUAGGUACCUGCAAGUUGGGCUGGGCGUACUACUGCACGGGAGGUGGUGCAGCAGUUUCUAUGCUUAUCUGUACUUGGAUGUCGUGUUUCGCAGGAAAGAGAAAGAAACCAUCUCCGUACUGACAUUCCAUAUCAUUAGAAAGAGAAUGGACUAAGUGAUACAGAUGAUGCAUCUGCCUGUUCCUGGUCUGGAACCCCAAGGAACUGGUUAAUUUGCAAUCACAUGGAUGGCAGGUGAAGACGUGGCCAUGCCAGAUUGUUCUUGGAACCUGCCACAUGUGUUGAUUUGUGCUACGAGCUAGAAGUCAACUUAUUAAAAACAGAAGAAUGGAACAUUAUCACUUGUAACGUGGAAGGACACUCUUACCAAGACGUUUUCAUCUGCAGAGUGAAUAUCAAAUACCAUCUGCACAAAUAUUGCUACAUUUAUCAGAUAGUAAUUAUAGCAUGAUUUAUUUCUUACAAAAAUUAUAGCUGAGCUACACAGAGUAACUGAGAAUAUUUGUGAACUUGGUAAAUACGUUAGAGUUAAAAACGGAGAAUCCAUCCUUAAGACUAGUUAUUCUGAGUUAAUGAAGGAUAAACGGUGGCCGUUAAGCCUACAGAUCAAUUGACAUAACUUCUGAAGGAAUAUGAAUACUAAAUAAGGGACAGAUUCCUUAUUUACCCGGAUAUUUAGAAAAAGCUCUCAAACUCUCCCCCUCUUCAUCCUGUCACAAUCGCUCCCCCUCACGAUCACACUCAUCCCCCAAUCUUGUCACACUCACCACUCCUCUCACCCUGGCACAUUAAUCCUGUAACAUUCACCCCUCACCCUAUAAAACUUACUCACCCCCUAACCCUGUCAAACUUACCCCUCAGGUGAGCAGCAGGUGCAGA